This is a messenger RNA of Williopsis jadinii, 1710 nucleotides long. RefSeq names its product asparagine synthetase B. Gene Ontology annotation, cellular component: cytosol. The transcript has a single exon. Lineage: Eukaryota; Fungi; Ascomycota; Saccharomycetes; Phaffomycetales; Wickerhamomycetaceae. Bases 1 to 1710 code for a protein of 569 amino acids. Gene Ontology annotation, molecular function: asparagine synthase (glutamine-hydrolyzing) activity. The record is from RefSeq and is a predicted model, not a curated record.
AUGUGUGGUAUCUUCGCUGCUUAUAGACAGGAGUACAUUGCCGAGUUCAAGCCUAAGGCUUUGCAGUACGCUAAGAGAAUCAGACACCGUGGUCCUGACUGGUCUGGUAACGUCACCAAGAACUCGACAAUCUUGUGCCAUGAGCGUUUGUCCAUUGUCGGUCUGGACUCCGGUGCCCAGCCGAUCACCAACGAGGACGAGUCGUUGAUCCUCGCGGUCAACGGUGAGAUCUACAACCAGAUCCACUUGAGAGCGGAGUGCAGUGACUACAAGUUCAAGACCUUGUCCGAUUGUGAGCCGAUCAUCCCAAUGUACCAAAAGUUUGACAUUGACGCUCCAAAGCACCUGGACGGUAUGUUUGGCUUUGUGCUGUACGAUGCUCCUAAGGACCGUAUCAUUGCCGCAAGAGACCCUAUCGGUGUCGUGACGCUCUACAUGGGUAAGUCCUCCAAGUCCCCAGAGACCAGAUACUUUGCCUCCGAGCUCAAGUGUCUUGUCGACGAGUGCGAUGAGAUCAUCGCAUUCCCACCAGGCCACGUCUACGACUCUGUCACUGAUAAGUUCACCAGAUACUUCCAGCCUUCAUGGUGGGACGAGGACAGGAUCCCAACGGAGCCUGUCGACUACAAGAAGGUCAGAGAGACCUUGGAGUUGGCUGUCAGAAAGAGACUCAUGGCCGAGGUUCCAUACGGUGUCUUGCUUUCUGGUGGGUUGGACUCCUCGUUGAUCGCCUCCAUCGCUGCCAGAGAGACAGCCAAGGCGGCCUCUGCUGGUGAUGAAGACGACGACAAACUCGCUGGUGUUGACGAUGCUGGUCAUUUGCAUGCCCACGGUUGGAGCAAGUUGCACUCUUUUGCCGUUGGUCUUCCAGGUGCUCCAGAUCUGCUUGCUGCUAGAAAGGUGGCAUCUUUCAUCAACACAAUCCACCACGAGCACACUUUCACCUUGGAGGAAGGUAUUGAUGCUCUUUCUGACGUGAUCUACCACUUGGAGACCUACGAUGUCACCACCAUCAGAGCCUCGACCCCAAUGUUCCUGCUUUCCAGAAAGAUCAAGGCCCAAGGUGUCAAGAUGGUUCUCUCAGGUGAAGGUUCUGAUGAGAUCUUUGGUGGUUACUUGUACUUUGGCUCUGCGCCAAACGCUCAAGAGUUCCACACCGAGUGUGUUAAGAGAGUCAAGAACUUGCACUUGGCGGACUGUCUCAGAGCCAACAAGUCCACCAUGGCCUGGGGUCUCGAGGCCCGUGUCCCAUUCCUGGAUAAGGAGUUCUUGAACGUUUGUAUGAACAUCAACCCAGAGGAGAAGCUCAUCAAGCCAAAGGAGGGACGUAUCGAGAAGUACAUCCUGAGAAAGGCAUUCGACACAACCGACGAACCGGACGUCAAGCCAUACUUGCCAGAGGAGAUCCUCUGGAGACAGAAGGAGCAGUUCUCCGAUGGUGUUGGUUACUCCUGGAUCGACUGUCUUAAGGACACUGCUGAGAAGACCAUCUCUGAUGAGCAGUUCAAGAUCGCCAAACCUGAAUGGGGUGACGAUAUUCCAACCACCAAGGAGGCAUACUGGUACAGAUGUAUGUUUGACGAGUUGUUCCCAUCUAAGGCUGCUGCUGAGACUGUUAUGAGAUGGAUUCCAAAGGCUGACUGGGGUUGUGCUGAAGACCCAAGUGGUCGUUAUGCCAAGUUGCACGAUCAGCACAUCGACGAUAACUGA